AUGCAGCUACAGAUCUACUUUAGUCGUAGAAAAGAAACCAGUAUCAGCGUUACUAUUACGAGUGAUACCGGAAAUUGUAAAAGCUACAACAAUAGAACUAAUAACAAUAGCGGUAAAGAUAACGAUGGUUGGUCCAUAAACAACAACAGUCGUAUGGGUGUACCGCAGUGCUUGACGAAUAGCAACGAGUACCUCUGCAGGGGUACAAAACAGAAAAAUCGUACUAGCCUGUGGAAGCGAUGGCGAUGGAAAGGAGUAUCGUCCUUUGGAAAAGCGCUUUUUUACUUCUACGUAGUCACAAUCAGCAUCAGCACUGUCACUUCUCAAAAUAUAAACUCGUCAAAAGGAUCGCAUAUAGGAGGAUCCCAAUCGAAUGAGGAGGUUUUCAUAACGAGCCCUGGAAUAGUUUGUUCAAGUGUGGAUGUAAGAAAUACGCCGCUACACUUGGAACGGCUUAAAAACUGUCGUGUGGUAGAGGGAUUCGUUCAGAUAAUGCUGAUCGAUAAGUACGACAAUGAUAGUUUCAACAGUUUCUCGUUUCCAUUACUGACCGAAAUUACGGGAUACCUGUUGCUGUUUCGCGUCAAUGGUCUGCAGACAUUAGGUCAGUUAUUUCCAAAUCUCACAGUUAUUCGCGGAAAUGAACUAGCCAACAAUUACGCACUUGUCGUCUAUGAACUAAUGCAUAUAAAGGAGUUGGGCCUCACUUCCCUGGUCGAUAUUCAACGAGGUGGUGUGCGCAUCGAGAAGAACCCCAACCUUUGUCACGCAGAUACAAUCGACUGGAAAGCGAUAGCGCCCUUUGGUGAGAAUUGGAUAAAGGCGAACCAAGAUGCAAAUGAAUGUACCACAUGCCCAAAUAACGUAACAGUUGUCCUACCCGACGGAACUUCACAAAUAAUCAGAUGUCCUUUACGAGAAAUAAGCCCUCGUGUUCCAAACGACCGGGAGAGCCAUCUGUGUUGGUCCACCAACCACUGCCAACAAAAAUGUCCCUCGAACUGCCCUAAAUCAUGUACAAGAACAGGAGAAUGUUGUAACAGCUCUUGCCUAGGCCAGUGCAGUAGUGAAAACAAGGGAUCCUGCAUGGUGUGCCGGCAUUACUAUUACAUAGACAACAAUCAUACUCGAUGCGUAAACAAAUGCCCGGAUAAUAUGUUUCUGUACAGCGAUAGUCGAUGCGUGACCGCGGAAGAAUGUUACAACUUAGAUAAGCCGCUACAGCGCGUUUCGGAUAUCAGUGACAAUCAUCCUUAUGUGCCUGCUCAAGGCGAAUGUAGACUCGAUUGUCCGGACGGCCAUGCUAUUCAACGCGGAUCACACCGCAAAAAAUGUGUUCCAUGUAAAGGACCAUGUCGUAGCGAAUGUACUGGAAUGGUUAUCGAGAGCAUAUCGCAAAUGGAGAAAGUGCGCGGAUGUACGAUCAUGCAAGGAUCGCUAUCAAUUCGGUUAAGGCAACUCGGUGGAGAGAAUGUGGUGCGGGAAUUAGAAAAUGUUUUGUAUUCGAUUGAAGAGAUCUACGGGUAUGUGACUAUCAUACGUUCGUACGCGCUGAUGUCAUUAGGUUUUUUUAGAAAUCUUAAAGUAAUUCAUGGAGAGGAGCUUAAUGCAAAUCUUUCUCUGAGCGUAAUCGAUAAUCAGAACCUACAGGAACUGUGGAAUCAAAAUGUUACCAUUAAACGCGGGAACGUCCGUUUUAACGACAACCCAAUGUUAUGCGUGAAAAAAAUAACAUCAUUAAAAAAUCAUUUUCAUGACGGUGUUAAAAUUGAGAACGAAGAACAGCUGAAUAAAACCAAUGGCGUGCGAGUAGCAUGUGAAAUCAAAAAGCUUAGCACACGUCCGACGAAAAUAUCGGUGGAUACUGCCAUCAUUCAGUGGGAGUCGUUUAAGGAUUUACCCGAUAUGAGACAGCUUCUCGGUUAUGUCGUGUACUAUAUUGAGGCGCCACAUGAGAAUGUAACAUUCUACGAUGGUCGCGAUGCCUGCAACUCGGAAGGAUGGCGUGUUGACGAUGUGCCAAACAUGCAAGAACGAGAUCAGUUCAAUCAUAUCCUCACACGUUUAAUUGCUUUUAGUCGAUAUGCAUAUUAUGUCAAAACCUACACACUGUCAUCAGAAAAUUUAGGAGGGCAGACGGAUAUAACAUAUUUUCGAACCUCACCAGGAACUCCGAAAACCGUACGGGAAUUGCACGUUUACAUCGAAAACGAUACACUGAUUAUCUCGUGGCAGGAGCCAAGUAAGAUGUUUGGUAAACUAUCGGAGUAUAAAAUCGGUGCCACACUCAAUGAUGAACAAAAUGACAUGAUUCGACAACGAAAUUAUUGCAAUGAUGCGAUUGAAACCCCGGAAUUAAAGCCAAACAUUCCACCUAAAUCCACUUCGAUUGCAACAACGCCGACACCGGUUGGUAAAGAUGGUAUUUCAACCCUGCAGACGUGUUCCAAAGAGGAAUGUGCUUCUUAUUGUCCGGCAUCUGGCAUGUCAGGGUCAGAGAGUACUCCUAAGUUUGACGCAAAUGAAGUUGAGAUGUCAAUUGGAUUUGAAGAUUGGUUACACAACUAUGUGUACAUAAAAAAUCCCAAAUCUAGCCGAAAACGUCGUGAAGAUAGUGGCAGUGGUGGAAGUGGACGUGGGGACAACGGAGAAACAAUGUCUGCAGGAGGAAAUCAGUCUUACAUAUUUCCAAUGAGUACGGAAAAUACACCAAAAAAAGUUGUAAAUUAUGCGAAUAUUCAAGAACUCAACGAAGAAUUUUUUCGUAGUCUUGGAAAAACAAGUAAUGAAACGAGAGUGACGUUUCCUCUCUCGCAUUUUAAACAUUUUGCAUUAUACACGUUUCGCGUCGUUGCUUGCCGUGAGCCGGCAGUAAAUGAUGAUCCCGAUGUGGUAGUGCAGGAUAAUGAUGAUUUUUGUGGGCCUGAAGCUUUAUUGACAUACCGAACACCGAUACUGCCCGAAGCAGAUGACAUACCAAUCGAUUCAAUUGAGCUUGAUGACCAAUCCAAUAAUACACAGAGUGUAAUUCGAGUGCAAUGGAAAGGUCCCUUAAAGCCAAAUGGUGCACUAGUCUCCUACUCAAUCAAGUAUCAACGAACAGAUCUAGAUUCAGUACAACCCACCGUUCGGUGCGUGACUGUAGACAUGCAUUCUCAUCUGGGGUAUGCUCUGCUCACUAAAUUGGACGCAGGAAACUACAGCGUGUGCAUCAAGGCCAUAACGACGGCAGGGAAUGGCCCUUAUUCGCCAGCAAAAUUUCUUUUUCUCGAGAAACGCGAAUCAAACUCUUCCAUUUUCGGCUGGGGAACAAUAAUCUUGGUGUUACUGGUGGUGGCGAUAUCCAUCAUACUUGGCGUGGUGUACUACUUCAAGAACAAGUACAAUCCCAUGUCAAACAUGCGUCUAUUCGCGCAGGUCAAUCCGGAUUACGCUGGUGUCACUUAUAAGGUUGAUGAAUGGGAGGUACCGCGAGAGCAUAUCAUACAGCUAGAAGAACUAGGCCAAGGCUCAUUCGGGAUGGUCUACAAAGGUAUAAUGACGAAGCUGGGAAACGAGGUUAACGUCAAAUGUGCGAUCAAAACGGUGACUGAGAAUGCAACUGAACGGGAGCGUGACAGCUUUCUCAUUGAGGCGACAGUCAUGAAAAAAUUUCACACGCAUCAUGUUGUCCGGCUGUACGGUGUUGUUUCCCUUGGACAACCCACGCUUGUCAUAAUGGAAUUAAUGGCAAACGGAGAUCUCAAAAGCUAUCUCAGGCGACACCGACCGGAUUACGAAAAUGGUGAAGAAUCGCUGCCGCAACCUCCAACGCUUAAACAGAUCUACCAAAUGGCUAUUGAGAUAGCUGAUGGUAUGGCAUACCUUUCGGCAACAAAAUUUGUCCACCGGGAUCUAGCCGCUCGUAACUGUAUGGUAGCUGAGGAUUUAACGGUAAAGAUAGGAGAUUUUGGCAUGACUCGUGACAUCUACGAAACGGAUUACUAUCGUAAAGGUACUAAAGGUUUACUUCCCGUCCGGUGGAUGGCUCCGGAAAGUUUGAAGGAUGGAAUGUUUUCCAGCAGUAGCGAUGUGUUCAGCUAUGGAGUUGUUCUCUGGGAAAUGGCUACUCUUGCCUCACAACCAUAUCAGGGGUUGACAAAUGAUCAGGUUCUACGGUAUGUCAUCGACGGUGGAGUCAUGGAGCGACCGGAAAAUUGUCCAGACAAAUUAUAUGAAUUGAUGCGCAUAUGUUGGCAACAUCGCGCUUCAGCUCGACCUUCUUUUAAGGUCAUCAUCGGAAUGCUUUUGUCUGAUGCGAACGAGCGUUUUAAAAUGGUAUCUUACUACUUUUCUCCAGAAGCUAUUGACAACAACUCCGUUCAGCCAAGCCAUGGUAUGUUAGACGACGUGACUGAACCGUUGCGAGCACAUGAUGAUGGCUUUGAUGAAGAUGAAGAUGAUCCUUAUUCAAUCGAAAGAACCGAUAGUCGCUUAAUGCAAAACAACGGACCGAAACCAGACAUUCGCCCUCCACAUUCUCCUCAAAGGUGA
Molecule: messenger RNA, 4533 nt
Organism: Anopheles nili
Lineage: Eukaryota; Metazoa; Arthropoda; Insecta; Diptera; Culicidae
Product: insulin-like receptor
Exons: 13
Coding region: 1-4533 (1510 amino acids)
Biological process (GO): positive regulation of MAPK cascade; protein phosphorylation; cell surface receptor protein tyrosine kinase signaling pathway
Cellular component (GO): insulin receptor complex; membrane; axon
Molecular function (GO): insulin receptor activity; ATP binding; insulin receptor substrate binding
Source: RefSeq, a predicted model, not a curated record